Messenger RNA from Fragaria vesca subsp. vesca, 2462 nucleotides. RefSeq lists its product as uncharacterized. Lineage: Eukaryota; Viridiplantae; Streptophyta; Magnoliopsida; Rosales; Rosaceae. Bases 176 to 2245 code for a protein of 689 amino acids. The record is from RefSeq and is a predicted model, not a curated record. The transcript is spliced from 15 exons.
CCAAGUAAGAGCAAUCAAACCUACGCGCUAGAAAGAAAGAAAGAAACCGAACGAGAAUUCCAACGAAAUUCGAAUCAACAUUGCCAAUUUCGGCAUUCAGCGAUUGAAUUCUAGAAGACCCCAAACGACUACGAUCCCGAAACCUGUAUGAAUUGAAAUUGAAAUUUCCGACUCUAUGUCCACGACGACGUCGUUCUUAACGCCGACGCAGCGGUACGGCGCCGGAGCUUUGUUCGCGUUCGCUCUCCACCAGGCUCAGAUCCACCAGACGCGCCCUCUCGGUUUGCUCACUCACGAAGACUCUACCACCCUCGACCGCACCACUAGCUGCAGCAGCGCCGACUCCGUCUCCGACGACCCCUUGCUUUGGAUCAAUGACAAAUCCGGCCUCCUUCCGCCUGUGUUUCGGUUUCUAGAGAUUGAUCCUGCAGCAUGGUCCGGCCUUCAGGAAACUGCUGCUUCUUCUCCGGCUAGCAAUCAUGUUGGAGCAUUCUUGAGAUUGCUGGCGGAAGCAGGCGGUGAUGAAAAGAAUGGUUCGGAAAAUGCAGAUCAACAGCUUGCUUUGUCGAGAGCUGUUGAUGCAAUGGCGCGUAGCAUGGAACAGGACUCCGAGUCUUCUAAGUUUAAGAAGGAAAAACAAGUUGAGUACGAACAGGAAUGCCGUGAGAAACUAUCCACACCGGAGGUGAAGCAAAAUGCUGAAGCAGCGGAUGCGACUUUGGAAAGUUCGGAGGCCACAGCCGAGGUGAAAGAGAUUGUUCAAGCGGCGGGUGUGCCUUUGGAAGAUCAGCGAGAGAUUCGUGGUGAUAUGGUUAGUGUUAAAGAGACGGUUGAUAAGUCCAAGAGUGACAUUGAUGAUCAACCUGUUGUGGAGGUGAGAAUGCUAAGCAAUGAGAGGAAAAUUACGGUUCUGUAUGAGAUUCUUUCUGCUUGUCUGGCUGAUAAGCGUGAGGAUGAUAAAAAGUCUACCCGUCGGAGAAAGGGUUAUGAUGCUCGGCAUCGUGUAGCGCUUCGCUUACUAGCAACUUGGCUUGAUAUCAAAUGGAUACAAAUGGAAGCCAUUGAGACAAUGGUUGCUUGCUCUGCUAUGGCUUUAUUGAAGAAUGAAGAAGAAAAAGAAGAAACUAAGUCACCAAAAAGCAAAUGGGCUAAAUGGAAGCGUGGUGGUAUCGUGGGUGCAGCUGCAGUAACUGGAGGAGUGCUGCUGACAAUAACUGGUGGAUUAGCUGCCCCAGCAAUUGCUGCAGGACUUGGUGCUCUAGCUCCCACACUGGGUGCUGUCAUCCCAGUAAUCGGAGCAACUGGUUUUGCUGCAGCAGCAACUGCUGCUGGUUCUGUUGCUGGUUCCGUUGUUGUUGCUGCAUCAUUCGGAGCUGCUGGAGCUGGACUUACAGGGUUCAAAAUGGCUAGAAGAACAGGAAGUGUUGAUGAAUUUGAGUUCAAAGCUAUUGGAGAAAAUCACAACCAAGGCAGACUAGCAGUUGAGAUUCUGCUCUCAGGAUUUGUUUUCGAUGUGGAGGAUUUCGUGAUGCCUUGGGAGGGACAGAAUGGCAACUUGGAAAGGUAUGCCGUGCUGUGGGAGUCUAAGAAUCUAAUUGCAGUGAGCACUGCCAUUCAGGACUGGCUUACUUCAAGUAUUGCAAUGGGUUUGAUGAAGCAAGGUGCAAUGUUGACUGUGUUAAGUGGUCUUUUAACUGCACUGGCUUGGCCAGCAACAUUACUGGCUGCUACUGAUUUUAUUGAUAGCAAAUGGUCAAUUGCUGUAGACAGGUCAGACAAAGCAGGAAGGCUGCUUGCUGAUGUUUUACUAAAAGGAUCUCAUGGUAACAGGCCUGUUACACUCGUGGGUUUCUCACUUGGAGCACGAACAAUUUUCAAGUGUCUCCAGUGUUUGGCUGAGACCGAACAUGAUGCUGAACUUGUUGAAAGAGUUGUUCUACUCGGGGCACCCAUCUCUAUUAAGGAUGAGAACUGGGAAGCUGCUAGAAAGAUGGUUGCUGGAAGAUUUGUGAAUGCUUACUCUACAAAGGACUGGAUGCUUGGGAUUGCUUUCCGCGCAAGUCUGCUUAGUCGAGGAUUAGCUGGAAUUCAACCCAUUGAUGUUCAAGGAAUUGAGAAUGUUGAUGUUUCUGAUGUCAUUGAUGCUCAUUCUACCUAUCUUUGGGCCACACAGCAGAUCCUGGACAUGCUUGAAUUGGAGUCGUAUUAUCCUGUUUUCAAUAGCACUAUUUGCAUACAAAAAUAGACAGUUGUAUACAACAAGUCUGGUCUUUUCAUGAAGUCAUUGUUUUGCUGGAAGCUACCUGCUUCACUGGUUUCCAGUUAGUUUUAGCAUUUCCAUUAGGGAACACAGGUGGAUUGAGUUUCAUGUAUUCUUUUAUCUUGUUACCGGAAGAGAACAAAAGGGGUGAAAAUCUUUGUACAAAUAUAACAUUGUAAAAAGUUUCUCAACCUCAUGUGAA